AUGUCGGGCUGGUCUCAUGUGCCUGGCGCUCCAGGUGGUAACGUUCAUGGAGCCAUAUCAGGGCCCCUAGACGGCGCUGCUGGCAAAGCGGACCUGAGUGGAAUGCUGGAUGCCAACGGCAAUAUCGACGUGAAUCUUCUGAAUGGCUUGGACAUGGAUAUGAGCUUGCCGAUGGAUCUCGACAUGGAUUUGAGUCAGCAGGCGCAUAUGUACAAUCCAACCCAACCGCAGCAAACUGGUAUAGAUGUGUCACAGGCACAGGAGCAGGGGAUGAUACAGCGACAGGACGAUGAUGUGUAUCCGUCGCAGGACCAUCAGCAAGAGGAAGCGAACAUGUCGGGGGUUGCAGGCGCCGGGCCUCUUCCUACGUCGUUUGGGAUGCAGACACCGGCGAACAGCAGCACGCUGACCGAGUUCACGAAGCGACGAAACUGGUCACAGCGUAUUAUAGAAGAGCUCAAGGACUUGUUGCACAUUCUCACUCCAGAUGGUCACGAGCCAAACGCGAUUGUUGGCAAGUUCAUUGCUGAGUUCGUCCAUCCCGACGACAGUGGCAUCUUCAUGCGCGAGUUCAACGAGAGUAUCGCAAGUGGGAACGGUCUGCGCUUCUUCUAUCGCUUCAAGAAAGACGACGGGACAUUUACAAUCUUCGAGUGCGAUGGCCAUCCCCAUAUAUCCCCAGAGCCGUCAAGUGCGAACCAGAACGAGAACCAACCUCCUGUAGCUGGAGUGUGCAGAGGGUUUUUCAUGAUGGCCCGCCCGUACCCGACCAGGAACGCUGCAUUGCUAGAUUCAUUCUUGGAACACAAGAUUGAGAACGAGCGGCUGAUGAAGCGGAUAAGCGAGUUGAAGAAAGAGGAGGCGGACGAGAAUGACGAGCAAGAGAGGUUGUUCAGAGAGCACAUGUCUCCGCGCACCAGUGAUACACCCGGCCGGCAGGUUUCACAGGGUGUGGCAUCCAGAGGGCCGGGAUCAAAGACGCCGGGCGAGUCAGCCUUGGGGACGCCUGCCGACUAUCAGGGAAUGCCACCACCAGCUAAGCCAACAAUAUCCAACACCGCCCUCACGCGCCAGAACCUCGACAGCGUCCUGUCAGCACAGAAACCAGACAGCAUAGCGGACAAGAUGUCUCGCUACGAAGCCAACAGCACCCAUCUCGAAUCCAUCGAACUCCUCACCGGCCUCCGCUACCGCGACGGCGAACGAAGUCAUGGCAUUAGUACUGGCGACACCUCACCCGCGCUCAUCCGCGGCGACGCCGGUAUUGCCAUCCUGCUCGACCGCGAUAGAGACGGCCCGAAGAAGGACAAGAAGAAGCAGAAGCUGGCGGAUGAAUAUGUGUGCGCAGAUUGCGGGACGCUGGACUCGCCAGAAUGGAGGAAGGGGCCUAAAGGGCCAAAGACGCUGUGCAAUGCUUGUGGCCUUAGGUGGGCUAAGAAGGAGAAGAAGCGGGGUGGGGAUGAUGGCAAAACUUCGAGUCCGAUGCAUGGUGGGAGUAGUGGUGGAUUGGCGCCUGGUGCGACUAUGGGAAUGCAGCAGCCGCCUGGAAUGCCGAUGCAGGCGAGUACUGGUAGUAGCGGAUGA
Molecule: messenger RNA, 1584 nt
Organism: Saxophila tyrrhenica
Lineage: Eukaryota; Fungi; Ascomycota; Dothideomycetes; Mycosphaerellales; Extremaceae
Gene: wc2
Product: white collar 2 type of transcription factor
Exons: 2
Coding region: 1-1584 (527 amino acids)
Biological process (GO): regulation of DNA-templated transcription
Molecular function (GO): zinc ion binding; sequence-specific DNA binding; protein binding
Source: RefSeq, a predicted model, not a curated record